Marmota monax (woodchuck) is the source of this 2374-nucleotide messenger RNA. Its product is annotated as ATPase family AAA domain-containing protein 3. Gene Ontology annotation, biological process: mitochondrion organization. Gene Ontology annotation, cellular component: mitochondrion. The record is from RefSeq and is a predicted model, not a curated record. Gene Ontology annotation, molecular function: ATP hydrolysis activity; zinc ion binding; ATP binding. Lineage: Eukaryota; Metazoa; Chordata; Mammalia; Rodentia; Sciuridae. The coding region runs from base 110 to 1966 and encodes 618 amino acids. The transcript is spliced from 17 exons.
UCGCGCUUGCGCACUGGCCCUGCCGCCGGCCCGCGGCGCGUGGCGGCUGCUCUGAGUUGUGGGAGUCACAGUCGACCGGGGUCCCGGUAUCGUGCAGCGCUCUCGGGUCAUGUCCUGGCUCUUCGGCAUCAACAAGGGCCCCAAGGGCGAAGGCGCGGGACCACCGCUGUCCUUGCCGCCUGUACAGCCUGGGGCCGAGGGCGGCGGCGAACGCGGUGCGGGAGACCGGCAGGCGCCCAAGGACAAAUGGAGCAACUUCGACCCGACAGGGCUGGAGCGCGCGGCCAAGGCGGCGCGCGAGCUGGAGCACUCGCGCCACGCCAAGGAGGCACUGAGUCUCGCACAGAUGCAGGAGCAGACGCUACAGUUGGAGCAACAGUCUAAGCUCAAGGAGUAUGAGGCUGCUGUGGAGCAGCUGAAGAGUGAGCAGAUCCGUGUGCAGGCUGAGGAAAGGAGGAAGACCCUGAGUGAAGAGACCCGGCAGCACCAGGCCAGGGCCCAGUACCAGGAUAAACUGGCCCGGCAACGCUACGAGGACCAGCUGAAGCAGCAGCAACUUCUCAAUGAGGAUAACUUACGGAAGCAAGAGGAGUCUGUGCAGAAGCAGGAAGCCAUGCGGCGAGCCACUGUGGAGCGGGAGAUGGAGCUGCGGCACAAAAACGAGAUGCUGCGCGUGGAGGCAGAGGCCCGGGCGCGGGCCAGAGCCGAGCGGGAGAAUGCGGACAUCACCCGGGAGCAGAUCCGUUUGAAGGCUGCUGAGCACCGCCAGACCAUUCUGGAGUCCAUCAGGACGGCUGGCACCUUGUUUGGUGAAGGAUUCCGUGCCUUUGUGACAGACUGGGACAAAGUGACAGCCACGGUGGCUGGGCUGACACUGCUGGCUGUCGGGGUCUAUUCAGCGAAGAAUGCAACUGCCGUUGCUGGCCGCUAUGUGGAGGCGCGGCUGGGGAAGCCGUCCCUGGUGAGGGAAACCUCCCGCAUAUCGGUGCUGGAUGCUCUGAGGCACCCUGUGCAGGUUAGCAGGCGGCUCCUCAGCAAGCCCCAGGAUGCACUGGAGGGUGUCAUUCUCAGUCCCAGCCUAGAGGCCCGGGUGCGGGACAUUGCCAUAGCAACAAGGAACACCAAGAGGAACAAAAGCCUGUACAGGAACAUCCUGAUGUACGGGCCGCCAGGCACUGGCAAGACACUGUUUGCCAAGAAACUCGCGCUGCACUCAGGCAUGGACUACGCCAUCAUGACAGGCGGGGACGUGGCCCCCAUGGGGCGGGAGGGUGUCACCGCCAUGCACAAGGUCUUCGACUGGGCCAACACCAGCCGGCGAGGCCUCCUGCUCUUUGUGGAUGAAGCAGACGCCUUUCUUAGGAAGAGAGCCACAGAGAAGAUCAGUGAAGACCUCAGGGCUGCCCUCAACGCCUUCCUGCACAGGACUGGCCAGCAUAGCAGCAAGUUCAUGCUGGUCCUGGCCAGCAACCAGCCUGAGGACUUCGACUGGGCUGUCAGUGACCGCAUUGAUGAGAUGGUCUGCUUCCACCUGCCGCGGCUCGAGGAGCGGGAGCGCCUGGUGAGGAUGUAUUUUGACAAGUUUGUUCUUAAGCCAGCCACAGAAGGAAAGCAGCGUCUGAAACUGGCCCAGUUUGACUACAGCAGGAAGUGCUCAGAGGUUGCCCAGCUGACGGAGGGUAUGUCGGGCCGUGAGAUCGCCCAGCUGGCCGUAGCCUGGCAGGAGCAGCUCACCACACCGGACGGCUGUCCACAGACCCAGCCCUGGGGCGCCAAAGCUCAGCUCGGUGUGUGUGAAGCCAUGGCGUAUGCCUCUGAGGAUGGGGUGCUCACCGAGGCCAUGAUGGACGCCCGGGUCCAGGAUGCCAUCCAGCAGCACCAGCAGAAGAUGCAGUGGCUGACUCUGGAGGGCCCCAGGCCCCAGGUUGGCGAGUCCCCGCACCUGAGUCCACAGCAGGCCAGCUAGGCUGGAACGCCUGGCCCACCCUCUGGGAAGUGCAGCCACGCGGCCUGCAGUGCCUUCCCACCAGCUCCCCUUCAGCCUUGACCCCAAGUCUGCCCUUCUGCCAGGGGUGCUGGCUGGGGGAGGGUCGGGCCUCCAAGGCGAGCUGGGUACCCAAGGCUGGUGGCUACAGCCUGGCCAGCAGGACCGGGGCCUGUGGGGACCAGAGGGGCAGUGAGGUCACUGGCUCAGCCUUGGCCUGGAUGCUGCCCUGCACAUGUUUGUGCCAAGAAUUAGCCCAGCCCUGACCUAGUGGGGUGGAUCCAGAGCCAGAUAGCCACCGGUCCAUGACGUCUGGUGCUCCAAGCUGCUGCCCCCUCCAGCAGGCGGGGGGCCCUUCUUUCCAAAAUCUAAUAAAACUGACUGACCCUU